CGUUAUCCUAUGGGAUUUCUCGAUUGUAAAGGAGUGGUUUAAUACUGUACGGAGCGGGAGUAUCGGGAAGUGAUAAAUCGGCAACAAUUCGAUAAAAUAAAAAAAAAAACUUGGGUAGUUACUCUAGACACUUCCUGUACUAUUUGUUUAAUAAUUUACGAAGUUUAUUCGGGUUUUAACACACAUUCUACCGCUGUAGUAUGUGACAUUUAUACAGCAAAUAUUCAUCCACUUAGGAUUAAACUCUUAUAUACCUACCUACUAUAAUAAUAAUAAUAAUAAUACGUGGGUAUAGUUCGCGAGAGGGUUGAGUAAUCGCGUAAAAACAAUUGGCGCUGACAGCGGGUGUAUCGAUCGUCCAUUUCCCUAAUGUCUGUGUUGCAAGGGUUAAGAAUAGUCUACCAUUAAAUCUUCCAGGGCAAACAGAAAUAUCAAAAAAUGGUGCAGGACCUCACGUAAUCUACUGCGCUUAUUGGGCAGUAGGUUUAGAGAUGCCCACUAUGCUCUCGGUUUUAGAAGAAGAAGAAGGCACCGUAAAUGGAUUUCCUUCUCACGUGGACGCCAGUGCAAUAACAAUUUUACCUCCGAGUCCGACUAAUAAGCCGCUCAAAACUUUUUUGGACGUACAAACGCUCGUGCUGCAGGGACGUAAACAAGAUGUUAAGAACAUACUUCGUAAUAACGGCUGGCCUGUAGAUAAUUUAAUUAGGAAACAGUUAUGGCCAAUGUUAUGUGGACAGCAUCACAACAGUAAAUCAAGUGAUUCGGAUGGAUUUUACUGGGACAUGGUUACGCAAGUGUUUGGUAGUACGGAAAUUCCCGACAAAUCGGUUAGCUUACCUCCGUUUGUGGAACCGGCUCACUGCCAGGCUUACUAUCUUACACAUCGUGGACGUAGUAUAGCGGAUCGUGUAGUGUCUGUUCUCGGAUACGCUUGCCCAGAUAUUGUGUAUAGUCCCAGUUUAUAUCCCAUAUGUGCACUGCUUCUUCAUUUCAUGUCGGAAGAAGAAUGCUACCACUGUAUGACCAACUUGGUGUCUGCUAAGGAAAAAAUGUUUAUAACGCAAACAAAAUUGUUGUUUGAAGUAACCUGGAAAACCGUUAUGCAAAUAGCAAAAAAACAUGUGAAAGCAGCUGCCGUUCACCUCCAAAGGCACUGCCCUACUUCUAGAGUGGAAAGAAUUUACAUCGACUGGAUAUGGUGGAUUCUUCAAGGUCUCCCGUUCUCUCAUUUGGUACGAGUUAUCGACUGCUUUUUACAUGAAGGAAUUAAGGUUUUCUACAGAGUAGCAAUGGCAAUCCUGCUAUUGUUUCACAAAAGCUCAUCAUCGUCAAGCUCCGAAUGGAUGGCAGAAAUACAAAAAAAUGGAGUCGAUGUAGCCUUAAUCAAAUUUUGUAAGGAAAUGCCCGUACCACCACAAAAAGUGUUAAAAUUUGCGUUUGGGAUUAGAGGCCUUAGUUCGGCGUACAUAUCCAGGGUAUUUCUACGUACUGAGAUGGUACUAAAGAGCAAAACUGUCAUCAGUGGAUCACGACAGCUAGUACGCUCUAGAUCGACCGAAAAUUUGCCAAACAGUCAAAGUCAAAAUAAUAUCCAAAUGGUAUCCCAUACUCUUACAAUUAGGGAGGGAGCACAUUCUCCAGGUCCUCGAUCACUUUCUAUGGGAAUUUAUCCCAUACAGAAUAUUAAUUCUCGUAUUCUCAGUCAUCAUAGUCUCUUGACACUUUGGUCCUGGCUGCCAGUUAGAAUCACAAUGUACCAACCGAUACUAUUGUACACGACCGAAGAACACGGUUGUUCUCUCACUACGUUCUAUGUACGAGUGGAACAGCAUGAACCGACACUUCUUAUGAUAAAAACGUGCAAUAAUGAAGUAUUUGGUGCUUAUUGUUCAUCCCGAUGGUGUGAAAGGAACGCAAAGGACAAUAGAGGUCAAAGGCAAGCAUAUUUUGGUACAGGAGAAACUUUUCUUUUUUCUUUAUAUCCCGAACGUUCCAAGUAUCCAUGGGUUGGUAUUGAGGGAGAUAAAGUACAACAUGGUGCUGAACUGUUUAUGGCCGCAGAUUCGAAAAUGAUCACAAUUGGAGGAGGUGAGGGACAAGCAAUAUGGAUGGAUGAAAACAUUCGUUAUGGUAAAACAGAUCAUUGCCAAACAUUCAAUAAUCCGCCAUUGUGUCCAAGUGGAGAUUUUGAAAUAAGGGUGUUGGAAGUUUACGGAUUCUCUAACGAGGCUUUAAAUUAAUUUUCGGUACAUAGCCACUAUGUAUCUUUCCAAGAUCUCGAUUUUUACGUAUAAAUGCAUUCCACAAAUUGGAAGUACAUCUGCGAACUUCCUGUGUGGUCAAAGAGAACAAAAAUGAUCCUAUUGCUAUAUCAAAUUUGUUUCCGAUAACUUUUCUUGACGCUAACUAGUAUUCUAGUCUUACUUUCGUGAUUAAGCUAAUUUUAUUAUUAUUACUAUUGUGUUAAGCAAGAUUACGCUAUAUAUACAUAUAUUUGUUUGUUACUCCUUUGUAAAUAUUUCAGACAGUUUUGUUAUAACUAGUGCAAACAUAUUUAAAGAAAAUCUAUUUUAAGUUUUUGUAUAGUGUUAACUUUUCUGUUAAGUUUUUCUCAACACAUUUGCAUAUUGUGUUAUAUUGGCAAAAUUCUCUCCCAUACUUCAUAAAUGAUGUUUUCUUAUUUAUUAACCUACCCUUUUGGACAUUGAGAAGACAAUUUCAAUAAAUGGAUGACGCAUUGUAUAUUGUUCAUAGUGUAUUUGUGUAAUGUAAAUAAUGUUUUAUUACAAUCUCUAAUUUAUUCAUUAAGAAUUAAAAAAAGAACUAAUGUUUGUCGAGUUAAAUUGUAUCCAACUGCUGUUUGCUUGUGAUUCAUCGAAUUCUUUUCCUUUUUUGAAAUUCUGUUAUUUGGAAACAAAGCAUAUCUUAGCGAGCAACGAGAUAAUAUUCAUUUUUGAAAUUGCUUAAAACAGCGAAUUUAUAGUGUGACUAACAAACACCAAAUUCAACAUAGGGCCAUUCAGUACAAAGUUCAGUGUGUUUAUAGGUUAUGUAAAAUUGUGUAUACUUCUUAAUAUAUUAAAAAUUGCAGCCAGAUUUCUUUGUCUGUUUUUUGUCGAGUGGACUAGAGCUAUUUAAUCACUGCAGGUCGGUUGCACAAAAAGGCUAAUUCUGUGUUGGUGUUAAUCCCUUUUUAAAGAAAUGUCGUUAUUAGGUAAUGUGAUUCAAUUUUAAAAUUAACACUUUUACAAAACCAAACCUGGACGUGUUUAGUUGUAAUUUUAAAUUGUCAUAAUCCGGAAAAUCUAUGUUUUAGUGUAUAGAGUCUGCUUCUUAUAAAUAACAUGUUUAACAGAAAUAUGUAUAGUUAUGCUGCUUAUUUAAUUGUUCUAUAUUUGUGUAUAUAUAUUUAGUUAGCAAUAAUGGCUAAUGUGAUAUUGGGCAAAACGUAUCAGUUUUGCGGCCUAAUGUGUGUUGCAAAUAUUUGUUGUUGUGGUUCGUGUCAAAAUUUGUUAAAAUUUCAUCUGACUGUUGUGUAAUGUAGUUACCCCUUUUGUUGUUUAUAUUUGGACCAAUGUAUCUAAUGGUCAUUGGUACAUCACUUAAGUUAAAAAUAUAUACGAUAAAUUUGCCAUUA
Photinus pyralis (common eastern firefly) is the source of this 3640-nucleotide messenger RNA. It is a transcript of the gene sky, whose product is annotated as GTPase-activating protein skywalker. NCBI's taxonomy places the organism in Eukaryota, Metazoa, Arthropoda, Insecta, Coleoptera, Lampyridae. The record is from RefSeq and is a predicted model, not a curated record. The transcript is spliced from 9 exons. Bases 492 to 2243 code for a protein of 583 amino acids.